Messenger RNA from Daldinia loculata, 1227 nucleotides. RefSeq lists its product as uncharacterized. The record is from RefSeq and is a predicted model, not a curated record. Bases 158 to 958 code for a protein of 266 amino acids. The transcript has a single exon. Gene Ontology annotation, molecular function: microtubule binding. NCBI's taxonomy places the organism in Eukaryota, Fungi, Ascomycota, Sordariomycetes, Xylariales, Hypoxylaceae.
UUUGAACUCUCAGAAACAGAAGACAAACCGCACUACAACCGAAACAGGAUUCGAGGAUACGCAUAAGCGGAAUAAGACAACCGACUCGGUUACCGGAGUGCGGAAGUCGAAGUCGGACGACACUAACCCUCGAAAAGUCUCAUUUGGCCAACCAGCCAUGCAUGAUGACUUGAUGAAAACCCAUACAGAGCGUGCCACAAAGGAAUCUCGAUCAGUACCAGAACCAGACCUUACAGGACGAUUUAGUGUUAAGUCGGGUAUGAGCAUUCCUAGCGAGAUUUCGGAGAUGGAUAAGUUCCAUCGUCGCAACUCCGACAGUGCACGAUUCGAUAUCGAUAUAGAUCAUGAAGAUAAUAUGACCUCAGCUUUAUUUAUUGAUGAUAUCACACUCGGACAGAGGAAGAUGGCCGAGAAGCAGAAUGCGAAUACUGCCAAGAACGAGCUUUCCAAGGAUGCCAAGCGUGUUCUCGAUAACCUCUGUCACGAUCAUGACUGCGGUAACUGCAUUGUCUGUUCACGAAUCAAUUCUCGCGGUUCCGGUCAGAGGCCUAUCCGCGCAAAGAAGCCGAUUCCCGUCACAGACCGAGUUGCAGAUAAGCAAGAGUGCGAAGAUCAGUGCACAAUGCGCCCAUCGCAAGACCCGGCAAUGGCCUUAGCCAAGGUUAUAAGGUCUUUGGAGGACGAGGAACAACAUCUCAAAGAAGCUUUCCACAAGAGAGCUGUCGAAUUCGAUAAAUGCGACCCGUCGAUCAACCGUAAGACGUGGAAGCGAUUGGGUUUUGAGAUCGACAAGAUAAGAAAAGUAAGAGACCUGAAGAGAGAUCAGAUUUACUAUCUCUACGAUGCGCUCGAAGGGCAGAAGGCGAGCGGCCAGGAGAUGACGGCAGAGUUCGUCGAGUACACCAUACACGGUGCGAUGAGCAAGGAUCAUUCAUGGAACGGCGUCCUUGGUAUCUGAAGGAGGUGUGGCGAGCAUUCAGAGUUUGUCUUGGUUAAACCACCGAGGUGGUGGAUUAUUGGAAGGACUUGGGGGUCCUUGGUCAUUGGAGUUUGGUGGUUUGAUUAAAUUACGAGGCUCAUGCAUUGUUGUUAGGGUUACAAAAAGGAGUCUGCAUUAAAUGCAUUCAUUGUAUAAUUAGGAGCCUAUUGUAAAGGCCAUACCUAGGUUACGCGCAUCCAUGGAAUGGCGCCGCUACAUUGCAUAAUGGAAUAAAUUAUGAAAUUUUC